Messenger RNA from Callithrix jacchus (white-tufted-ear marmoset), 3440 nucleotides. RefSeq names its product SPG7 matrix AAA peptidase subunit, paraplegin (gene SPG7). Gene Ontology annotation, molecular function: ATP-dependent peptidase activity; ATP binding; metalloendopeptidase activity. Gene Ontology annotation, cellular component: membrane; m-AAA complex. Lineage: Eukaryota; Metazoa; Chordata; Mammalia; Primates; Cebidae. Gene Ontology annotation, biological process: mitochondrial protein processing. The record is from RefSeq and is a predicted model, not a curated record.
GCCCCGUGGUGGCCCGCGGCUCGCGCAGGCGCGGCUUCAGGCCAGCAUGGCGGCUGUGCUGCUGCUGCUCCGCGCCCUUCGCCGGUGCCCUGGUCCGGGUCCUGGGCGGCUGUGGGGCCCAGGCCCGGCCUGGAGUCCAGGGUUCCCCGCGGGGCCCGGGAGGGGGCGGCCGUACGUGGCUAGCAGGCCUCCGUGGGGCCUCCCUGAGGCUGGAGGCCAAGCCGUACAGAGCUUACAGUUGCGACUGCUAACCCCUACCUUUGAAGGGAUCAAUGGACUUUUAUUGAAACAACAUUUACUUCAGAAUCCGAUCAGACUCUGGCACCUUUUAGGUGGUACUUACUAUUUUAGCACCUCAAGGAUGAAGCAGAAGAAUAAGAAGUCAGAGGGGAAGACACCUCAAGAGGACGAAGAGGACAGGAGACGCCGGGAGCGAGAGGACCAGAUGUACCGAGAGCGGCUUCGUACCUUGCUGGUCAUCGCGGUUAUCAUGAGCCUCCUGAACGCCCUCAGCACCAGCGGGGGCAGCAUUUCCUGGAACGACUUUGUCCACGAGAUGCUGGCGAAGGGCGAGGUGCAGCGCGUCCAGGUGGUGCCUGAGAGCGACGUGGUGGAAGUCUACCUGCACCCUGGAGCGGUGGUGUUUGGGCGCCCUCGGCUAGCCUUGAUGUACCGAAUGCAGGUUGCAAAUAUCGACAGGUUUGAAGAGAAGCUUCGAGCAGCUGAAGAUGAGCUGAACAUCGAGGGCAAGGAUAGGAUUCCGGUUACCUACAAGCGAACGGGAUUCUUUGGAAAUGCCCUGUACGCCCUGGGGAUGACAGCGGUGGGUCUGGCCAUCCUGUGGUACGCUUUCCGCCUGGCCGGAAUGACCGGAAGGGAAGGUGGAUUCAGUGCUUUUAAUCAGCUUAAAAUGGCUCGUUUCACGAUUGUGGAUGGGAAGAUGGGGAAAGGGGUCAGCUUCAAAGACGUGGCAGGAAUGCACGAAGCCAAGCUGGAAGUGCGAGAGUUUGUGGAUUAUCUGAAGAGCCCGGAGCGCUUCCUCCAGCUUGGCGCCAAGGUCCCGAAGGGUGCGCUGCUGCUCGGCCCCCCUGGCUGUGGGAAGACCCUGCUGGCCAAGGCGGUAGCCACAGAGGCCCAGGUGCCAUUCUUGGCAAUGGCCGGCCCGGAGUUCGUGGAGGUCAUUGGAGGCCUUGGUGCUGCCCGUGUGCGGAGCCUCUUCAAGGAAGCCCGAGCCCGGGCUCCCUGCAUCGUCUACAUCGACGAGAUCGACGCGGUGGGCAAGAAGCGCUCCACCACCAUGUCCGGCUUCUCCAACACCGAGGAGGAGCAGACGCUAAACCAGCUUCUUGUGGAAAUGGAUGGAAUGGGAACCACAGACCAUGUUAUCGUCCUGGCGUCCACGAACCGAGCCGACAUUUUGGAUGGUGCUCUGAUGAGGCCAGGCCGACUGGACCGGCACGUCUUCAUCGAUCUUCCCACGCUGCAGGAGAGGCGGGAGAUUUUUGAGCAGCACCUGAAGAGCCUGAAGUUGACCCAGGCCAGCACCUUUUACUCCCAGCGUCUGGCAGAGCUGACGCCAGGAUUCAGUGGGGCUGACAUCGCCAACAUCUGCAAUGAGGCUGCGCUACACGCAGCUCGGGAGGGACACACGUCCGUGCACACGCUCAGCUUCGAGUACGCCGUGGAGCGCGUCCUUGCAGGUUAUGCCUGCCUGACCAUCACUCUGGUGCUGGAAGCCUGCCCUGUGUCCCCCGCGUCCCCGAGAAAACCCAGCCUGGGCAGCCCCUGGUUCUUCCUUGUGGCAGGUACAAAUUCAGUCCCCACUGCAAUGGGAAACAGGUUCAAAGACUUACUAGUCGCAGAUCCUGGGCAGGGAGGGCACCAGGAGUGGGGACAGCCAUCGUCCAUCCCCAGAUCCCACGAGGCAGAAGUGAAGGUUUGGGCAGAGAGAAGAGGGUGUGGCAAUGAGCCGUUUGCACAGGGAGUGGGGAGCGGUCAGCGCAGGUUCACGGGCAAAUGCCUGAAUGGUCUGAUGAAAGGAAGUGCAGGGAGCAUGGGGGCCCAGGCUCCCAGCGGGAGAGACGCCUCUGAGUGCUCAUCUCUGGUAGGUGGCAUGGGCGUCUCGCAUGGUGUCCUUCUGGUGCCCAGGCUGCAGGCUCGGCUGUGCUGUCCGUCAGACUGGGCUCUUCCCCUUCUGUUGUCAGCCUGCCAGCGCUCACCCAUUCUAGAAACGUUGAUUUCCAGUAAAGCCGGCCUCUAAGUCCUGUGGUCUUGUGGCUUUGUGCAUAGUCCUGUAGCCAGCUGCAGUUGAAGUAACUCAUCGGCUACAGUGAAGUGCUGGUGGAAGGUCCCAGUAGCAUGGUACUGAGUGCUCAGGACCAUGAGCGGAAUCAAGUUGCACAGAAUGGAAACUUACAGAUAUGAAGCCUCACCAGCGAGCUGAACAGGGGAAAUUUAAUGCAAACAUUUGUCCCUAGCUGGCCUGUAAUCCCAGCACUUUGGGGCUGAGGCAGGAGGAUUGCUUGAGGCCAGGAGUUCGAGACCAGCCUGGGCAACAUAGCAAGACCCCAAGACCCCAUCUCUUAAAAAAAGGAACAUUGCCAGGCAUGGUGGUGAAGCACACCUCUGGUCCCAGCUACUCAGGAGGCUGGGGUGAGAGAAUUGCUUGAACCCAGGAGGUUCAAGUGACAGUGAGCCAUGAUUGUACCAUUGCACUCUAGCCUUUUUUUUUUUUUUUUUUUUUUUUUUUUAAGAAACAGCAACAACGCUGUCUCUUAAAAAGCCUUGUCCCUGAGGCAAAAGGCCACCGAAGGGAUGAGUGAAAGCCGUAAAGAGCCAUAAGUAACAGGCAAGAGCUGCCCCGCCAGGUCUGAGGGGAGAGGGAGAGUAAGCAGGAGGCCCGUAACUCGGAGGAGACCUCUGCCCAUCCUGCCAGGGAGAAAGUCAGAAGCUGCUGUCUGUGACCCCUGCCCUGGCCCUCCGGGUCCCUCAACCCUGGGGCAGGAGGAGAGGCUCUUCAGGAGGGUUGUGCUGGCUCCUAAAAGCAGCAGCAGCAGCAAUUUCGAUGAUGGUGACGUUUAUGGAAGAAGAAAUCACGACGUCCUUCCACAAUUUCGAUGAUGGUGACGUUUAUGGAAGAAGAAAUCACGACGUCCUUCCACAAUUUCGAUGAUGGCGACGUUUAUGGAAGAAGAAAUCACGACGUCCUUCCACAAUUUCGAUGAUGGUGACGUUUAUGGAAGAAGAAAUCACGACCUCCUGCCACAGCUUUCACCUGAAGAGCGUCCCUUUGAGUCGGGGCGUCCGAAGCAACGACUGCAGUGAAUUUGGGGCAGAGCUACAGGAGACAGACCUGCAGAGGGGGUCUUGCUUUGACUCCACGGGGCAGGGGCAGGAGCAGGGCCUGGCGGGGGAGAGGGCCAGGCCUCAGCUCACACCCA